Molecule: messenger RNA, 2190 nt
Organism: Dermacentor silvarum
Lineage: Eukaryota; Metazoa; Arthropoda; Arachnida; Ixodida; Ixodidae
Exons: 2
Coding region: 74-1843 (589 amino acids)
Source: RefSeq, a predicted model, not a curated record
GGCGUACUGAAUCGACGUUUGUGGCGAACUCAUCCUUUUUCGUGCUGUUGUGGGGCGACUGUGAACUGGUGCCAUGCCAGUUAACUGCUGUGUGCCACUGUGCACGCAAUUUGGUGGCUUUGACAAGUCUGGACAAAAAGUGUCAUACCACAGAUUCCCAAGAGACCAGGACAUAUACAAAAAGUGGAUUGCAGCCAUCAGGCGAGACGAAGGCCCACUCUUCACAGUUUCGAAGGCCACCAGGGUCUGCUCUCUCCACUUUCUUGAGAGUGACUUUGUUGCUAACGUUGCUAAUGGUUACCGACACUUACACCAGUCUGCUGUGCCAUCCACAUUUUUAUUCAAGCAGCCAAAGCCGCCGAGGAAACCACCCGCUCAACGGGCACCACUUCAGAAAGUUGCAUCAUCUAAAAGGAAGUGUAAUGGUAAGGCUCAAGGGCUUCCCACUACAGGACAAAAGGUAGACACCCGUAACGAUAACCGAGCAGAUGACAAGGAAAACUCAGCAGAUAGAUGCAACAAAAAUAGUGAAGGCACUGAUGUCAAUGUUGAAGAUACGGGCUCCACUUUGCUUCCUGACAAACAGCAACAGUCACCAGAAGAACCAGCCUCUGGAAGUAUUUGUGCAUGCAGAGAAAAUAUUUCUGCCCUAGAGCAGGAGCUGGCUGCAAGCAAAGCAAGCGAAGCAGAUACACAGGCUGAAAAUAAACACCUGAAGCUGCAAGUAAGUUCUUUAGGAGAAACUAUUGCUCUCCUACAAAAUAAACUCGUUGCAAGCAAAGCAACUGAAGCAGAAAAUCAGCGCCUGAAGCUGCAAAUGAAGGCGCAAAAUAAUGAAUUAAAGCUGCUUCGUACGGAGCUUGUCACUGCACAGAAAAAUAUUGAGAAGCUGGAAGAAUUGCCUCCAUUUGGAAUUGAAAGAUUCAAGGACAACACUGAUGACAUUGAGUUUUACACUGGACUGCCCAGCUACAAGCACUUCUGUGCUCUCAUGCAUCUCCUCGACUUUGGAGAAAAUGGUGAAAACAUUGCACGCAAGCGUACGAGGAGUGGGCUACGAAAUGUUGAAUAUAGAGGUCGGCGACACAAGAUUGGUGUAGAGAACCAACUCUUUCUUGUGCUUGUUAAACUUCGAGUUGGCUUAUUUCACAGACACAUCGGCCACUUGUUCAACGUCUCUAUCAGCACGGUGUCAAGAAUUUUUUCUGCAGUGCUCGACUAUAUCUAUUUGCAAGUAACAGAAACGACAACAUGGAUAUCACGACAAGCUAUUGAUGCUGCCAUGCCAUCUGCUUUCAAGGAGAAAUAUCCAUCAACACGUGUCAUCUUGGAUGCCACUGAGAUUAGAUGUGAUGUGCCAACAUCUUUUGUGACGCAAUCACAAGUCUAUUCCUCAUACAAGUCUACCCAUACGUUCAAAGCCCUCGUAGGCAUCUCCCCUCAUGGAGUACUUACUUUUGUUUCGGAACUAUUUACUGGGUGUACGUCUGACAGAGAGUGUGUGGAGAAGAGUGGAUUUUUAGACCUGAAGUUUGACACAGGUGACUCAGCCAUGGCUGACAAGGGAUUUAAAAUAAAAGACCUGCUGCAAAGCAAGAAAGUAAUGCUGAACAUUCCACCCUUCCUCAUGCAUGGGCAAUUUACUCCCACAGAAGUGGAGGAGACUCAGGAAAUCGCAGCAAUCAGGAUACAUGUGGAAAGGAAGAUCAAGAAAAUCAAGGGAUAUCACAUUUUUGACCGCUCGAUUCCAAUCUCCCUUGUACCCUUAGCGAAUCAGAUGUGGGCCGUGUGUGCCUUCCUGACAAACUUCCAGCCAUCACUUCUGAAAGAAGAUACAAACUGAUCUGUCCACAGUGUUCCUUAAAGACGCCUUAUUUUCUAGUCAUAUGUUGUCAAUCCUCACUACCUCGUGAUGCUGCCAUCUUCUGUGCAAUAAAAUGUUUGCAGCCCUACUUGUCUUUUUGACAUGCCAUUCUUGCGUUGUUUACUGUAUCAGAUUACAGUGCUUGACAGAUAUGGCAGCAGUGUGUCCAUGUAAAAGUUGUCGAGCACCUCUCUGGCACUUUUCCAUUCAUUCUCAUUAAAUCUUAUUCGUUCGAUCAAAAGAAAAUCUCCUCCAUAUACCACAAAGUCACCCCAGCGCAACUGUGAUACACCCAUCUGCCCAAGCAGUUGAUGAUAAUACUGGUG